GCCGCGUUCCGCUGCCCGCGCUCCUCCUCCGCCGCGGCCUCUGGCGCUGAGUGGCGGCAGGGUAUGGAGGCGAAGGCGGCGCCCACGCCAACUACAGACGGCGCGUGCUCGGUGUCGGCAGAGGAGACCGAAAAGUGGAUGGAAGAAGCGAUGCACAUGGCCAAAGAAGCCCUAGAAAAUACUGAAGUUCCUGUUGGCUGCCUUAUGGUCUACAACAAUGAAGUUGUGGGGAGGGGAAGAAAUGAAGUUAACCAAACCAAAAAUGCCACUCGACAUGCAGAAAUGGUGGCCAUCGAUCAGGUCCUCGAUUGGUGUCAUCGAAGUGGCAAGAGUCCAUCUGAAGUGUUUGAACACACUGUGUUGUAUGUCACUGUGGAGCCGUGCAUUAUGUGUGCAGCUGCUCUCCGCCUGAUGAAAAUCCCGCUGGUUGUGUAUGGCUGUCAGAAUGAACGAUUUGGUGGUUGUGGCUCUGUUCUAAAUAUUGCCUCUGCUGACUUACCAAAUACUGGGAGACCAUUUCAGUGUAUCCCUGGAUAUCGGGCUGAGGAAGCAGUGGAAAUGUUGAAGACCUUCUACAAACAAGAAAAUCCAAAUGCACCAAAAUCGAAAGUUCGGAAAAAGGAAUGUCAGAAAUCUUGAACUUGUUCUGAUGAAAGAACCAAGUGACCCAAAGUGACCUGGACAAGAUUCCUAGAUCGAGAGCUGUUGACAUCGUUGAAUCAUAUGUUUAUAUAUUGUUUUUAAUCUGUGGGAAAAUGGUGUCUCUCAUCAUUUUCUCUGUUAAGGGAACAAAUUAGCACUUUUUAGAAGCCUGACAAUUGUAAACAAUUAGUAGCUUUUCCACAAGCUGAUCCCCAUCUUAGGAUGGGGGAAAAUUAAGGUUUGAGGUUUUAGAAAUUAGCAAGUAGUACGUUCCCUUCCAGCCACAACAUUGUGCCCGGUCCAGGCAAGUGCUGACUUUUUAGAGAAUGUGUGGCCAGACCCAGGUAACCUGGCGUGUGUCUGGGCUGCAGUGUGCCACCCUGAGAACACCGCCAGGACUGGCAUUUCACAGUCAGAGUUAACAUUUUUUGCAGCUACCAUGUUCUCACAGGGCACUGGGGGCUGUGACUUCUCUCUAAAUUGUAUACGAGUUGUGUAUAUAUAGACCAUAGUUAUAUGAUCCUUAGAAAAGACUUUGCUUUUAUAAAGCAUUUAGGGAAAAUGCAUACUUUUAAAACAAGUGCUUGAGUUGUCAUUUAAAAAUUGUAGCAUAUUGCUAUAAUAAAACCUUAUUUAUGUCUUCUUUGAAGAUGAAUAGUCUUAAAAGAUAAAGACAUAAAUGGGAGGAUGGUUAUUGAGCAAAAAAGCAAAUGAUCCCGCCCUCGUAGAGCUGAUAUUCUCGCAAGGGGAGAUGGAUAUAAUAGAUUACACAGUUUAUUGGAAGACAAUAAGAGUUAUGGCAAAAAGCAAAAGGAACACAGGGUAAAUGGGCUAGGCGUGCCAGUUGGUGGUGAGAAUGCUGGCUGAAAAACAGAAUGGUCAAUUUAAUCUUAAACCAAAUAGUUAUGCCUUUAAAAAUCCAUAUAAUAAAUUUAAAAUUUGAAAUCUAAAAUGUAAACCUCUGAACACCACACUGGAAAGGGUAUCCACAGCAGAAUUCCCGCGUUCACCUCCCUGACUGCAGGGCAGCUUUGCAUAGCUCCACUGGGCGUACUGUGUGCCUCUGCCCAGAAGGGGGCCUCGCCGUUCCACCAGAAGCCCAGCUGGACUGGAGGGGCUGCUGCUCCUCUGUUGCAUUUCUUCCGUAGAUUCAUUUCCUUGAUGCAAAGCAUCUGUAUUUGUUGGUUCUGCCAUUUGAGCAAUGUCUCUGACUUGUUUGUUUUGAAUUACAUUACAGGCUGGAAUGUAAUUGUGGUGAAAGUAUUUUUAUAUUGCUGAGAGUAGCAGCUAAUCACAGUUACAUGCUUCAGAGGAUUUAUAAUUGCUUGGUUUUUUGUGUGUGUGUUUUUAACUGCAUUUGAGAAGUUUUAUGGAGAAGAAUAUGCAUGAUUUUAAAUCUAAAAUAAUGCUAUAUGCACCUUCAAUUUCAUCCACUUUAAAAAUUAUCUUCUCAUUAAAUUUUAGUGCUUUGACUACUUUGUUCCGUUUUGCAGUUGCUCAUAAUUUAUUUCUGGCUUCUUUUGCUUUUCUGUAAGCAGAUUUCAUUGCACUUAUUGUGUUCAUAUCAUUUUAUUGGAGAUUAUUUGUAGGACAGCCAAUCUGAAGUCUUGCCUCUGUAGAGUACCACCUAGUAAGUCUGGCUGAACAUCUUAUGUCCAGUAGAUUCAUGGUAAAAAUUUGCUAAAUGAAAUUACUGAUUGAAAUUUGGGGAAAGUGAAUAAUAAGACUAUCUAGGACAAAAAGCCAAAGCUGAAAAUAGUCUGUGAGUAUUCCAGCCCAGAGAUGAUCGCUACUAAAAGAAUCAAGGAAAUUAUAAAAUGAUAGACAGGGAAGGAUAGAAAAGACUUAACAAUAUACAUAUGUUCUGUCUUUGCUGUUUUGGAGAAUGGUGGAUAAGUGGUGUUUCCUGAUUCUGAAGCAUGGCUGAACAAUUUAAUUGUGGUUUACCAUCUUUUUGGUUCCCUCCCUAGUGACUGACUUAUCAAAAAGUCUGUCCUGAAUUUUUGAACUGGAGCACAGUUCCCUCCAUCACUUUGGGAGAAAAUCAUUAAUAUGGCAUACUGUAGAUCAGAGGGCAGGACCAUUGAGGGUGCCAUAGACAUUAUCUCUGUGGAAUUCUGCUAACAAUUUCCAAGUGAUGAUGAGAAAUUGUGGAUAUAUGAUGAGCUCGUCCAGCUUCCUGAGUACCACAUUCCCCAGCUACUUAGACAUGGAUUAAAAUAUUAAGAUGUCCUAGUUCAAAAGCUUGAAUUCAGUUGAUUGAUACUGAUAGUGCCCGUCCAAGAGACCAGCUGAAAGACUUGUUUUGUAUAUGAAAUAGUUCUGAAAGUUGUGAGAUACAAAACGGUUUUACAAUCACUGCCCUGUUUAGCAAAAUUGAGGGAAAUUAUUACAUUUAGAAGCUGCUGGAGUUAUCCAAUGUUUGCUGGUCUUUGCAACAAACUGUGGAGAAUGGGUGGUAUGUAAUGCCUUGGCAGGCUUCAAUCACUGAUAAAAGAUCAUGUUAAAAUA
Sapajus apella (tufted capuchin) is the source of this 3153-nucleotide messenger RNA. RefSeq names its product adenosine deaminase tRNA specific 2 (gene ADAT2). The transcript is spliced from 6 exons. Lineage: Eukaryota; Metazoa; Chordata; Mammalia; Primates; Cebidae. Gene Ontology annotation, biological process: tRNA wobble adenosine to inosine editing. Gene Ontology annotation, molecular function: tRNA-specific adenosine-34 deaminase activity; zinc ion binding. Bases 64 to 639 code for a protein of 191 amino acids. Gene Ontology annotation, cellular component: nucleus; cytoplasm. The record is from RefSeq and is a predicted model, not a curated record.